Molecule: messenger RNA, 1192 nt
Organism: Oryctolagus cuniculus (rabbit)
Lineage: Eukaryota; Metazoa; Chordata; Mammalia; Lagomorpha; Leporidae
Source: RefSeq, a predicted model, not a curated record
UGCAGCGCGCGGCCGCGGGGCCGGGGGUUUGAGCCGAGGGUCGGCCCGCGGCGGCGGCGGCGGCGGAGGCGGCGGCCGGGGUCGGUCUGAGGCGGGCGCGGGGGCGCUGCCCCGAGGCGAUGACGGGCAAGGAGGAGGAGAUCGCGCGGAUCGCCCGCAGGCUGGACAAGAUGGUGACCAAGAAGAGCGCGGAGGGUGCCAUAGACCUGCUGAGGGAACUCAAGGCCAUGCCCGUCACACUGCACCUGCUCCAGGCCACUCGUGUGGGGAUGUCGGUCAACGCCCUGAGAAAGCAGAGCUCAGACGAAGAGGUCAUCGCGCUGGCCAAGUCUCUCAUCAAGUCGUGGAAGAAGCUGCUGGACGCUUCAGAUGCCAGAGCCAGGGACCGGGGGAGGGGUGCGCCUCUGCCUGCCUCGUCCUCCAAGGCCGCCUCCGAGGCCACGGAUCCCAGCCGCAAGAGGCUGGAGCUGCCCAGGACGCCAUCCACCCCAAGGAUGACCACGUUCCCCCCGGUGCCUGUCACCUGCGAUGCUGUGCGCACCAAGUGCCGCGAGAUGCUGAGCGCCGCCCUGCAGACGGACGGCGACCACGUGGCCAUCGGUGUGGACUGUGAGCGUCUGUCAGCCCAGAUUGAGGAGUGCAUCUUCCGGGACGUGGGCAGCACGGACAUGAAGUACAAGAACCGCGUGCGCAGCCGCAUCUCCAACCUCAAGGAUGCCAAGAACCCCGACCUGCGGCGCAACGUGCUGUGUGGUGCCAUCGCGCCCCAGCAAAUCGCUGUGAUGACCUCGGAGGAGAUGGCCAGCGACGAGCUGAAGGAGAUCCGCAAGGCCAUGACCAAGGAGGCCAUCCGGGAGCACCAGAUGGCCCGCACGGGCGGCACGCCGACGGACCUGUUCACCUGUGGCAAGUGCAGGAAGAAGAACUGCACCUACACGCAGCCCUCCAUACAGGUGCAGACCCGCAGCUCUGACGAGCCAAUGACCACCUUCGUCGUCUGCAACGAGUGUGGGAACCGCUGGAAGUUCUGCUGAGCUUCUGCCUGUUGCUGCAACCUUGGCUGUGGCCAGUGCUGGCUCUCCUGGGCGUCUCUGGAGACCACAGGAGGCCACAUGCCCUGCCCCACCCGCCUACCUGGAGUGCACCUUCCUGCCCCUCCAUGUCCUUAUUAAAUGUCUCUUUGCUGUCCCUG